UACGUGCCUCACCUUCUGUACCUUCCUCUCCAUGCCCUUUCUCGAAAUCAGGAAGCUCAAGAUAUAUCAAGACACUCGAUCAAAGAAGAUCAGGCGCUUCUCUAACCUUUCUCAUUAACUAUGGACGAUGUCACGGGUUUAUCGCCAGGUCUAUGGGGACCCACAGAAUUCGUCGUCCAACCAAACUGCAUAGGAUACCGUGAUCAAAUGGGCUCCGAGCGAGAGAUAUUUGUGCCUCAGGGUGCUUUAGAAGCGGCUUGGGGCUAUGUCGAGAAUAAGGAUUGGGACGAGUUAGCGAAAUAUGACACGUGCGUGAAUCAGGGCUAUAGCGAUCAGGACUAUGUACAAGUUUCUGUUCAAUUCGAGGAUACGAGUAGUGGUUCUGAGAUUGAAAAUGCUAAGCUUGAGACGUGAUGGCCUCACACUCCGCAUUGUGGGGGACGAAACUUCAGUGGUCUUAGCACAGUAGGAGGCAACGACUAAGAGGAUAUUGACAGGAAGAAGUUGGGGCUUGUCGCCGGAGAAGUUAUUUAAUAGGCACCAUACUAGUAGCAUUUUCAAGGCGAUAACCAGAAUGGGAGGGGC
Molecule: messenger RNA, 585 nt
Organism: Emericellopsis atlantica
Lineage: Eukaryota; Fungi; Ascomycota; Sordariomycetes; Hypocreales; Bionectriaceae
Exons: 2
Coding region: 121-414 (97 amino acids)
Source: RefSeq, a predicted model, not a curated record